CCGAGGACCAGAGACAUGUUUUGAAGAUGUCGCAAGCGUGCACGGGGCGACGGGAGCUUUGUGCCAUGGAUGCGCAUGACCUCCAACGGAUGAUUUCGGCACCCCAUGAUUGUUGCGCUCACGGACGGCGGUACUUUUUCAAGGGUGGGUGGCGCAACCAGAACGAGCUUGAGAAUUUGAUGAACGAGGAAAGAGGCAAGAGGCCCCCCGUUUGUGUUGUCGGUUGCUUUGCGAACGAAGUGCCCUGUUUGAAGAAAGAGCCAUGCUUGCUGCAAUUCUUUCUCCGACCGGGCACUUCGGACAUCCGAGUGCUAGCGCAGUUGUAUGAGGAGUCCGAGUACUCUUUCGUAAGCGAGUACAACCUUAAGACGAUUCUCGACGGCGGAGGCAACGUCGGACUGGCGUCGUUGAUCUUCGCUAACUUCGUCAACGAACCCGGGCUGGGAAACGAGUGGGGCACGAUGGUACAGCAGUCGAAGGAAGGGGUACCGGCCAUGACGGUCGACGUCAUUCAGGAUCUGUUCAACGUAGCACAUUUCGAUUUCGCAAAGAUCGACAUCGAAGGAGCAGAGAAGGAAGUGUUCACGCCGUCGGAGACUAACACGAUGGAGUGGCUGACAGCCGUUCCGCUUGUUAGCGUGGAGAUGCACGACUGGAUGAAGGCUGGUUCUUCUCAGCCUGUUAUGAAGGUGUUCGAUACAGGGUUAGAUACCUUCAGGUCGGGCUGUAAUUCCAGCCAGAUACGUCGAGGAAGUCCUAGUGUGAGUACUAUGCUCUUAAGAAGUAUCUGUUAUCAAUUACAAGUUGGGAGGGAGGAGGAGGAGGAAGGAAGAGGAGGAGGGAUGAGGAGGAGGGAGGCAGAGGAGGAGGGACGAGGAGGAGGGAGAAGGAGGGAAGAGGAGGGAAGAGGAGGGGAAUGGGACGAACAAUAGGGAGGGCCAUAGGGUCUUGCUCCGCUACUCUCGAAAUGUGCAAAAGCAGAAUGAAUAUUCCGCUAGAAC
Chara braunii is the source of this 1001-nucleotide messenger RNA. The record is from the annotation of a GenBank genome assembly. Lineage: Eukaryota; Viridiplantae; Streptophyta; Charophyceae; Charales; Characeae.